Prunus dulcis (almond) is the source of this 3195-nucleotide messenger RNA. Its product is annotated as DExH-box ATP-dependent RNA helicase DExH1. NCBI's taxonomy places the organism in Eukaryota, Viridiplantae, Streptophyta, Magnoliopsida, Rosales, Rosaceae. The coding region runs from base 65 to 2989 and encodes 974 amino acids. Gene Ontology annotation, cellular component: nucleus; intracellular anatomical structure. The record is from RefSeq and is a predicted model, not a curated record. The transcript has 15 exons. Gene Ontology annotation, molecular function: ATP binding; RNA binding.
CGCGCACACAAACCUUCCCCCAAACUCUCACAAGUGGGAGAAAGAGGCCACGUGUUUGUUAUAAAUGUCAGUCCGCUUCCUCUUGGGCACAAGUAACUUCUCGCUUUCCAGAAACCUUCUCCUCGCCGCGCCCAAAAUAUUCACCUUUCGCUCUGGCAUUUCAACCCUCGCCAUGUCCAGCCGCCCCAACUUCCGAGGCGGUCGCCGAGGCGGCCCCAACUCCGGCGGAGGCCGCCGCGGAGGCAGUGGCCGAGGUCGUGGAGGUGGCCGCGGCGGUGGCGAACAGCGCUGGUGGGACCCGGUAUGGCGAGCCGAGCGCCUGAGGCAACAAGCAGCGGAGAUGGAAGUGCUUGAUGAGAAUGAAUGGUGGGGAAAGAUGGAGCAGAUGAAGAACGGGGCGGAGCAGGAGAUGGUGAUCAAGCGCAAUUUUAGUCGCAAUAAUCAGCAAACCCUAUCUGACAUGGCUUAUCAACUGGGGCUUCACUUCCAUGCGUAUAAUAAAGGGAAGGCUCUUGUGGUCAGCAAAGUUCCGUUGCCGGAUUACAGAGCAGAUCUUGAUGAGCGUCAUGGUUCCACACAAAAAGAGAUUAAAAUGUCCACGGAGACUGCCGACAGAGUUGGGAGUCUUUUGCGCAGCUCAGAGUCACAGGGAGAGGUAUCUGUUAAUGUGGCUUCUGGGUCUGGCCAGGGAAGCAAACAAACUUCUGCUAGUGUAAAUUCAAGCAAACCUGUCUCCCAGUUAGAGCCUGAUACUGUAAAGGAGAAAGAGAAACUUAGCCGUCAACUUAAGGAGAGGCAGGAACAAAUGAAGGUGAGCAAUAGUUUGAAAGCAAUGCAGUUGUUUCGAGAAAAGCUUCCUGCAUUCAAAAUGAAGUCUGAAUUUCUUAGAGCUGUGUCAGAAAAUCAGGUCUUGGUAGUCUCUGGGGAGACAGGUUGUGGAAAAACAACACAGCUUCCUCAAUUUAUUCUAGAAGAUGAGAUUUCACGUCUACAUGGUGCUGACUGCAACAUAAUAUGCACACAACCUCGUCGUAUUUCUGCUGUGUCUGUUGCAGCUCGUAUAUCCUCCGAAAGGGGAGAGAAUCUUGGUGAAACUGUUGGUUAUCAGAUCCGCCUGGAAUCAAAGCGUUCUGCUCAAACACGACUCCUAUUUUGCACCACUGGAGUAUUACUUCGACAGUUGGUUCAAGACCCCAUGCUAACUGGCGUGAGCCACUUGCUAGUGGAUGAAAUCCAUGAAAGAGGCAUGAACGAGGACUUUUUACUAAUAAUUUUGUGUGACCUUCUUCCUCGGCGUCCAGAUCUACGAUUAAUUCUAAUGAGUGCCACCAUCAAUGCGGACUUGUUCUCCAAAUACUUUGGAAAUUGCCCAACAAUACAUAUACCAGGAUUAACUUUCCCUGUGGCAGAAUUAUUUCUAGAAGACAUUCUAGAGAAAACUCGUUAUAUUGUCAAGUCAGAGUUUGACAACUUGGAAGGGGGAAAUUCCAGGAGAAGAAGGAGACAGCAAGAUUCCAAGAAGGAUCCUUUAACUGAAUUAUUUGAGGAUGUUGAUAUUGAUGCUCACUACAGAAAUUACAGCACAUCUACAAGAAAGUCUCUUGAAGCGUGGUCUGGUUCACAGCUUGACUUGGGUCUGGUAAAGAACUUGCUUUAUCACUAUCUAUUUCUUAGAAAAAUUGUGCUGGCUACAAACAUAGCAGAGAGUAGUAUCACCAUAGAUGAUGUUGUCUAUGUCAUAGACUGUGGAAAGGCAAAGGAAACCAGUUAUGAUGCUUUAAACAAGUUGGCUUGUCUGUUACCAUCAUGGAUUUCAAAGGCUUCAGCACAUCAGAGGCGAGGGCGUGCUGGCCGUGUGCAGCCUGGAGUUUGUUACAGACUAUAUCCAAAAAUGAUCCAUGAUGCAAUGCUCCAAUAUCAGUUACCUGAAAUUCUCCGAACACCUUUGCAAGAGCUAUGCCUCCACAUCAAAAGUUUGCAGCUUGGAGCUGUUGGGUCUUUUUUGGCUAAGGCACUUCAGCCACCAGAUCCUCUUGCUGUUCAAAAUGCAAUCGAACUUCUCAAAACCAUUGGAGCUUUAGAUGACAUAGAGGGGCUUACUCCGCUUGGUCACCAUCUUUGCACACUACCAUUGGAUCCAAACAUUGGGAAAAUGCUUCUAAUGGGUUCUAUCUUUCAAUGCCUGAAUCCUGCCUUAACAAUUGCAGCUGCCCUUGCUCAUCGUGACCCUUUUGUCCUACCAUUAAAUAGGAAAGAGGAUGCUGAUGCUGCAAAACAAUCCUUUGCUGGUGAUUCAUUCAGUGAUCACAUAGCUGUUGUCAAGGCUUUUGAAGGAUGGAAGGAAGCCAAACAUAACGGAACGGGAAAAACAUUCUGUUGGGAUAACUUUUUAUCCCCGGUAACGUUGCAGAUGAUGGAGGAUAUGAGGAUCCAGUUUCUAGAUCUAUUAUCAAAUAUUGGCUUUCUUGACAAAUCCAGGGGUGCUAACGCUUACAAUCAAUACAGCCAUGACCUGGAGAUGGUAUGUGCAAUCCUCUGUGCUGGGCUCUAUCCGAAUGUUGUGCAGUGUAAAAGAAGAGGAAAGCGGACAGCAUUCUAUACUAAAGAAGUUGGUAAAAUUGAUAUCCAUCCUGCAUCGGUCAAUGCUGGGGUUCAUUUAUUCCCUCUCCCGUACAUGGUUUAUAGUGAAAAAGUGAAGACAACCAACAUUUUCAUUCGAGACUCUACAAAUAUAUCAGAUUAUGCUUUACUUCUGUUUGGUGGUAGUCUUAUCCCUAGCAAGACUGGUGAGGGUAUUGAGAUGCUUGGAGGUUACCUUCAUUUCUCUGCAUCAAAGAGUGUUUUAGAAUUAAUUCGGAAAUUGCGUGGUGAACUUGACAAGCUUCUAAACAGGAAGAUUAACAACCCAGGAUUGGACGUCUCAAGCGAGGGAAAGGGAGUGGUUUCGGCUGUGGUUGAGCUUUUGCAUAGUCAAAAUGUACGAUAUUAAAUCAUUUGUUCCUUAUGGAUCGUCACAGUUUUGAAGUCAACUCAUUUACAGUAGAAGAUAGUGUGUUGCGGUAAAAUUUUGUCCCUUAUUAUGUAAUGCAGUUCGCGGUGUGAAUGUACCCUUUUGAUAAGUUAUCUUUGUUGACAGGGUUUCAAAUGAUCUUUAGUUUAAUAAAUUUCUAGUAAAAAUAGGAGGUUAACAAUAAA